This is a messenger RNA of Ruditapes philippinarum (Manila clam), 3058 nucleotides long. Its product is annotated as 17-beta-hydroxysteroid dehydrogenase type 6-like. Bases 338 to 1405 code for a protein of 355 amino acids. The record is from RefSeq and is a predicted model, not a curated record. NCBI's taxonomy places the organism in Eukaryota, Metazoa, Mollusca, Bivalvia, Venerida, Veneridae. The transcript is spliced from 5 exons.
UCAUUUCAUUUUAUAGAGUAAAAGCGGACACCUAUGUGAAAAGUUUGAAUUAAUUUUGUUUACUAGAGCAUGUAAAGAAUAUUAUAAGUUAGCUUAAAAAACUAUUCGCUUAGUUAAAUACCGAUCUUUGUUUUUAGGUGUUAGUGUUCCAUUGACGCAACAUAAAUAUCAAUACGAAGUUUUCGUAAAUGAUAUUAAUUACUGCUUAAAGGAACUAGUUACUAGAUUUCUGGAGAUACAGGCAUAGACAUCACAUAAAAUGCUAGUUUUCUGAUAAACGAUUAGUAAAUAAAUAAAUUAACAAAUAAAUUAGGAAAUCUUUCGAAAUUGCUUCAAUAUGGGCAAAUUAGCAAUCUCAGCAGCUAUUGGUGUUGCUAGUACAUGCGUAUUUAUAGCUGGAUAUUUAUUUGCGGGUGUGUUCGGUGCUGUUGUAGCCUUGUUUGUGUUGUUUCUGUACCCGGAGAAAAGUGUUCAAGUGGAUGUUACAAAUAAAGCUGUAUUUAUAACAGGUUGUGACAGUGGAUUUGGAAACCAGAUUGCUCGUAGAUUGGACAAGAAGGGGUUCACAGUUUUUGCUGGUUGCCUUUUACCCGAUCGUGAAGGAGCAAAACAACUAAAGGCCGAAUGCUCGGACAGGUUACAUAUCAUACAUGUUGAUGUGACAGAUGAUUGGUUAGUUCGUGGAGCCGUCAAGUAUGUCAAAGAAAAUCUGGGAAAAAACGAACUGUGGGCGGUGGUUAACAAUGCCGGAAUUGCAAUUUUCACGGAGAUCGAAUGGUGUUCAGUUAUUCAGUUUCAGCGAAUAUUUGACGUCAACGUUCUUGGCGUUGUCAGGGUUACAAAAGCAUUCCUGCCAUUGAUUAGACAAGCAAAUGGUCGCAUCGUAAAUGUUGCAAGUCUCGCAGGACGAUUCACCAUGCCAGCGUUUGCAGCAUACUCCAUGUCAAAGAGAGCUUGCAUUGCUUUUUCAGACGCUUUGAGGAUUGAGAUGAAAAAAUUCAAUGUAAAGGUUGUGACCAUAGAACCAGCGUUAUACAAAACCCCUAUAUCUGAAACGGGAUAUCUGGAAGCACAGAACCGGAAGUCGUGGAGCGAAACUCCAACAGAAGUGAAAGAGGCCUAUGGUGAUGAAUACUUCGAUGCUUUCCUGGAAAAUAUUGGUACACAAAUGAAACGCGCGAAAUCUAACAUUAACGAAGUUAUAGAUCUCAUGGAAAACGCUGUCACGGAUGUUACGCCGAAAAUACGCUACGUCCCAUCCAGUUCAAUUAUAAGGGCAACUAUUUUAACAUAUCUCCCAUCUAAGGUGACGGACAAAUUGUUCCAAAUCUACACACCAAAGGUUCCACCCAGACACAGCACGAGCAGCGGUGGCAGCGUCUCGGACAAUGACGUCACACAUUAAACAAUUACGUCACACGUCGGGUCUACCUACUUUCGUUUGACAAGUAACGUUAAUGAGGGUUGAAUAUGAAUUCGUUUUAAAGAUGCAAUUUUAAGUUCGUGGUAUGGUUGAGUUUGGAAGAUAUUUUGAAUCCAGUUCGAGGCAAGACAAUCGUGUGGGAGAGGGACUAAAAUAGUUUCUGUUGUUAUGUAGCGGUGUCAGUGUUUGUGUAACAGGGUCUCAGAAUGUGCAAAUUCAUUACACUUUUGUUACGGGUUAAACAUUACCACAGUCAUUAGGUAAAUUCAAUCAUUGGUCAACGGUUUUUAUCCAGCCCCAUUACAUAUUAAAUAUAUUGUAAUAAUAUACCCGGUUUCGUUUCGUAAUGACCGUGUUGUCACUCCUUUUUUUUUUUUUCACGAAAACACAUCUGCUCUCUAUCUAAUUCUGACAUUUAGGUUCAUUUCAUUUAUUCGUUGUUAAAUGUGUAUAAUUAUGUGUUUAUAUCUUAAAUUUACGAAUAAACUAAAUACGGUGCUUGAGAACGAAAAAGAAACAGUUUUGAUAAAGAAAAAAAUGAAAGGAAGCGUAGCUAAAAAAUCUUUAAGAAUUUAUUAAUACAGAGAAAACUUUAUUGUAAUAGUCGUGUUUUUGAUCUAAUUCUAUCAAAACUUGUUUGAAUUUCAAUAUUGUUAACACUUCGUUAUUAUUAAAAUGCUCUUUUUGUGAGUUAUGUUUCCAUGACAACAAAUAUCUUUUGACUGUUAUAUAUGAUGACCUUUCUCUGUUGUACAAAAAGUGUCCUUAUUCAAUUUCAAUUGGAACCAUUCGCAUGUAUUUUCCUGACAGAAAUAUAUAUAGGUUUACUUUGUUAUGACAAAAAUUAUAUAUUUUACUUGCAAUGACGUGGAUUAUAAAUAUACAUUUUGAAUAUUUUAAAAAUUGGUUUCAAUAUAAGAAACUUAAACCGGACACCUUAUGGUAUAUAAGGUCAAGUCAUACGGCAUUUAGGUGCAGACUAGAAUGAUUCUAUUAUUGUGACAAGGUCAUGCCUUAAAGGAUUAAUUUACACAAAGAUCAGCUUUGGAAGAGAGAAAUGAAAAAGAUUAUUAAGAAAUAUGUCCAGAAUUAAAUUUAAAAUUUGCGCUUUCCGAGACCGAUUUUUGUAAGAAAACGAUGAAACGCUUUUCAAUUUUGUAUCAUCAUUAUUAACAAUUAGUAUAAUUAUUAUAGUUAUUGGUCAAGAACUACAUCAAACAUAACAUUUAUCUCGAAAAAUUAUUUCUGGUCCCGCCGUGUAAAAAAACAAAACAAAGUGGAGUCCCUUUAAUAUAGAUAUCAAUACUGUUGCAAAAAAGCGCCUUGUGCGUAUGACAGGAUUGACCUUGACCAUAUAUUUUCAGACAGGAUUUUAACUGGAUGUAAGUCUAACGAAACGACAAUUUAUUUUUCAUAACUCUUUAAAAAGACUCUUGCUCACACAUCAUCCUUUCCGCUACCUUUUUCCUAUGGGUCAGUCCGUUAUUUUUGUAUUUUUCUUUUCAUGCAUAAUGUUGUUUUCCAAUCAUUCUUAUUCUUUGCAUUUUUUUUUGAUUAUAUUUAGCCUACAAUAAUGUAUAUAUAAAAUUCACAUUUAUAAAUUAAUAAACUUUUUUCUAUGUAUAUAUUGUUUAA